Messenger RNA from Cydia splendana, 2155 nucleotides. Its product is annotated as pickpocket protein 28-like. The transcript is spliced from 18 exons. The coding region runs from base 1 to 2079 and encodes 692 amino acids. The record is from RefSeq and is a predicted model, not a curated record. Lineage: Eukaryota; Metazoa; Arthropoda; Insecta; Lepidoptera; Tortricidae. Gene Ontology annotation, molecular function: ligand-gated sodium channel activity. Gene Ontology annotation, cellular component: plasma membrane. Gene Ontology annotation, biological process: sodium ion transmembrane transport.
AUGCAGCAUGAAGAGGUCAACGAGAGACCACACCACUCUCACCAGGAUGUAAUAUCAGGUUGCGAUGGCAGAGGUGUCCGGAAAGACCUAAGAGAAUAUCUGUUGACGUCCACAUUGCAUGGUCUCCGGUACGUGGGAGAGAAGAAAUUAACUUGGUUUGAAAGAUUCUUCUGGUUAGGAGCAUUCAGUUGCUCCAUAGUUUGCGCGGGAUUCUUCAUCCUUAACGUAUAUGAGAAAUGGCGAAGUUCCCCCAUGAUCGUGAGCAUCAACCCUGAGAACAUAGCUCUCCAGAACCUGCCCUUUCCAGCCGUUACUGUGUGCAACGUCAAUCAGGCGAAGAAAAGUGUCGCGGAACGGUAUAAGAAAGAUGGGUAUAAUCCAGUGAACAAGAAAUUACUCGAAAGCUUAUGCACAUCACAGGAUGACACAGAAAUAUUUGUAAGCGACGUAGCUCAAAGCGCCGAUUGGGACUACUUCCGCUCCUUCUUAAUAAAUGUAACCCAGCCAUGUAGCGAGAUGUUAGCGAUGUGCAUUUGGGACUCCGGCGAGAUGAGCUGCCAGGACUUGUUCAACGCGCAACUGACCGACGAAGGCCUGUGUUGCACCUUCAACGUCGUCCAUCGCAAUAAGCUGUUCCGCAAUCCCAAAGAUUUAAACGAUAUGAAUUUUACGUUCCCAUUACCUUCGGUUGAUUGGACUCCCGAAGGCGGGUACCCGGCCGAUGCGCCGUACAACGGUUUUCCAUGGAGACCCAGAGGUAUCGGAACUGAUCAUGGUUUGACGUUAGUUUUGGACGCGAAUGUGGCUGAAUAUUACUGCGCUUCCACGAAAAGCCCCAGUUUCAAGAUCCUUUUGCACAAUCCCACGGAAACUCCCAACAUCGCGAAUCUGGGAGAUAUAUACGGUCCAGGCAUAGAAGCUCGGAUCGCCAUCCAGCCCCGAAUCAUGGAUGCAGCCCCCUCGCUGCGGGGGAUCGACGUUAAUAAGCGGGUGUGCCUGUUCUCCAGUGAGAAGGCUUUGGUCUUCUACAGGACUUACACUUUGAAAAAUUGUGAGAUGGAGUGCGAGGCUCGAAAUAUGCUGGCUUUAUGCAAAUGUGUGUUGUAUUACAUGCCUAAAAACAAAACCACGCGGGUUUGCGGUAAAGCCGACGCGAACUGCUAUUCUAAUAUAAGUUUUAUUAGAAAAGGCCGUCAACAGUCAUGCGAAGAGUGCCUGCCGGCGUGCACAGAGAUCUCAUACUACGAGCGUAUGAGCUCCGCCAGACUGAGCAAGGCGAUGGUCGAGCAGUACGCGAAGCGGCUCAGCGGCAACAAGACGGCUGAAUAUGUCACAAACAACAUGCUUAUAAUCCACUUUUAUUUUGAGGACCGCACUUUUACAAGGUACACCAAAGGCGAAAUAUUCGGUCUGACGGAGUUCUUGUCGAACACUGGAGGGCUACUGGGCCUGUGCAUGGGCUUCAGUAUGAUGAGCCUAGUAGAACUGAUCUACUACGUGACGCUGCGCGCUCUUUGCCAGUCGCGACGGAGACCUAAGCAUCACUUCACACAGACUUACACUUUGAAAAAUUGUGAGAUGGAGUGCGAGGCUCGAAAUAUGCUGGCUUUAUGCAAAUGUGUGUUGUAUUACAUGCCUAAAAACAAAACCACGCGGGUUUGCGGUAAAGCCGACGCGAACUGCUAUUCUAAUAUAAGUUUUAUUAGAAAAGGCCGUCAACAGUCAUGCGAAGAGUGCCUGCCGGCGUGCACAGAGAUCUCAUACUACGAGCGUAUGAGCUCCGCCAGACUGAGCAAGGCGAUGGUCGAGCAGUACGCGAAGCGGCUCAGCGGCAACAAGACGGCUGAAUAUGUCACAAACAACAUGCUUAUAAUCCACUUUUAUUUUGAGGACCGCACUUUUACAAGGUACACCAAAGGCGAAAUAUUCGGUCUGACGGAGUUCUUGUCGAACACUGGAGGGCUACUGGGCCUGUGCAUGGGCUUCAGUAUGAUGAGCCUAGUAGAACUGAUCUACUACGUGACGCUGCGCGCUCUUUGCCAGUCGCGACGGAGACCUAAGCAUCACUUCACACAAUAACUCUGGGUGGAGUGACAUUCGAUUUCGAACCGUAAUACUUAUGUAAUAGAACUGGUUUUGUUCUACGCUUCGCAGC